AUGGAUGAAAUAGGCAGACUCUUAAUACUUUAUGGAAGUCAAACUUUCACUGCGCAAGAAUCUGCUGAACGAAUAUGGCGCACGAUGAAAAUAGUAGGCUUUAAAGGACCCGUUCUGCCAAUGGAUAAUUAUCCUAUAUCUCGACUCAUUCAUGAAAAAUUUGUACUUUUUGUGUGUGCUACAACAGGACAGGGAGAUGAACCAGACAAUAUGAAAAAAUUCUGGAGGUUUCUUCUGAGAAAGAACCUACCAUCAAAUUCUUUAUGUAAAGUAAAAUUUGGCGUUCUUGGCUUAGGAGAUUCUUCAUACACUAAAUUUAAUUUUGCGGCUAAAAAACUUCACAAAAGACUGCUCCAACUUGGAGCUGAACCACUGAUAGAAAUCGGAUUAUGUGACUAUCAACAUGACCUAGGUCAUGAUGCAGUUUUGGUUCCUUGGGUGAAAAACUUCUUAACUGCAAUGAAGUCUUAUUUUCCUAACUUACAAACUGAUAUAACUGAAUCUUCUUUUAUUCCAAAAUGGAAAGUCUCGUUACUAAAAAAUACUGAAUAUGUCAAUGGUACUACCCUUAGUGAUGACAUUUAUUAUGAAAAGGGACACACUAAUCAAUUUUUAGAUUCCAUAAAAUUUGAGUUAAAGGAAAAUAUAAGGACCACAGAGGAGUCACAUUUUCAGGAUGUUAGAUUAAUAAAAUUUAAAACUGUAGGUGACAAUAAUAUUGAUUAUCGACCAGGAGAUAUCUUUAACAUUAGGCCUCGAAACAGUAAGGAGGAUAUUGAAGACCUUUUUGAUAUAUUCCUGACUCACAAUUUGGACAUAAAACCAUACUACCGACUGCUAGUUGAAGCGCGCUUGCGCCGUGAGUAUUUGUAUAGGAAGUCUGCUGAAGAAAAACAAAAGAGUAUUCAGGCUAAAAAAGAUCAAUUGAAAAAAAGUUUGGAAGAAAACAUUCCAAUUCAUGGUGAUUUACGAAAAGAAGCGCUUGCUCUACAAAAAAGAAUCGAAUUUGAAGACAAAGGCCCUGAAAGAGCAGCUAUUAUUGGGGGCAUUAGUGGUGGAGCAAAUACACUAAACUCCCAAGAUGAUGAAUACAGGUUUGCGGGAGUUGAAGAUCCUAAGAUCAUGAUAACUACCUCCAGAGAACCUAGUGCAAGAUUGAAGAUGUUUGUAAAGGAGUUAAGAUUAAUAUUUCCGAACAGUCAAAGAAUGAAUAGGGGUGGCUAUGAAAUGUCACAAUUGAUACAUGCCUGCCGAGCUAAUGAUGUUACAGAUUUCAUUGUUGUUCAUGAACAUAGAGGUGUGCCGGACAGUUUGGUAAUAUGUCAUCUUCCAUAUGGACCCACAGCAUCUUUUACACUGUCAGGGGUAGUGAUGCGCCACGACAUACCAGAUAUAGGGCCAAUGAGUGAACAAUACCCACACCUCAUAUUCCACAACUUUAAAACAGAUCUCGGUUUAAGAGCUAUGAGCAUCUUGAAAUAUUUAUUCCCAGUACCAAAAGCAGACUCCAAAAGAGUAAUAACGUUUGCUAACAAUGAUGAUUACAUUUGUUUUAGACAACAUACAUAUAGAAAGGCCGGUAAAGAUAUAGAGCUAACCGAAGUUGGACCCAGAUUCCAAAUGAAGCUGUAUGAAAUCAAACUCGGUACAUUAGAAGCGUUGAAUGCAGCGGAGACUGAAUGGGCUCUCCGUCCGUACAUGAAUACAGCUGCAAAGAGAAGGUUCCUGAGCAACGAAGAUGGGUGGCAGGAAGAUGAA
Messenger RNA from Brenthis ino (lesser marbled fritillary), 1758 nucleotides. The record is from the annotation of a GenBank genome assembly. Lineage: Eukaryota; Metazoa; Arthropoda; Insecta; Lepidoptera; Nymphalidae.